GAAAACCAACUUUCUCGAACAAGCAAUUGUUUCACGCAACAUCCAACAAACCGCAUCCACUCAUCCCUUUCCACAGUGAAGCUUUCUCCUUCCCAAUCCUCCACAUUCACAAACAUCAAGCAUCAGUAUCCAACACCAGCAUCGGGAUUUCAAAAUCUCCCCUCCCCAAAAUCGCAGUUCACUCCACUCCACUCCACUCCCAAAACAAACAAACACACUCGCCACUGUCGGUCGCUCGCUUCCUCUUUCCUUCCUCUUCAACUGUAACAAAGUCGUCUGUCUGUGUCGUCUGUCUCGCUUCAAACUUCCAAGCCUCAACGCCACACACUCGACGAUUCAAACAGGCUGAAUGUGAAACACCUCGCCGUUUCGGGGCUAGCACUCACUACACAACACGCAGCGAUGCGUGCGAGGCGUGCACCAACUAGAUUCGAAUUUCAGAUUUUAAAACAUUGCUCUUACUGUAGGUAGACUAGGAUUUGAGGAUCUGUUUGGCUGUUUGGCUGGUUGGCUGGUUGGCUGAGUGGCUUGUUUCUUUGAUGUUUCUGGAAAAAGGUGGGACUGUGGGUGGGCGUACGAUUGGUUGGUUGGAGGUUUGAAGGGAUUUUGUUUCGAUUGGACUUAGAAUGCAGAAUGCUGGCUGCACGGUUCCAGAAAAUGGGCUGGAAAUAGAUUGAGUGUCGUACUGUAGCAGUUAUUCUGGAACGUUCUUGACUUUUUCAAUGGCGGGUCAGCUUUGCUCUGUUCUAAAGAUUUACAUUCCAGCAACUAAGACAUGACCAUUCGGAUCUUGUGUCCCUUCGCUUCCGUAUCCAGAAAUCGUUUGGCAUGUGCAGUCUAGCAUUCUUGGGAGGAAUGUGCAUUGCUCGAUUCGUCCUUGGCAUGUAUAUCUGGUGCAGCUCGAGUCGCAUACAAGACUACUUAAGCUGGUGAUCGACCUCGACGCGUUGCAUUCGGCGCGUCACAUGACUCUUGUGGAGGUUGAAUGAUAUUUGAAUUGCGCUGCAGGUGGCUCUUAGAUUGACACUUAUUUUCUGUUUGGUACUUUUGUCUGUUGAUUAUAUUAGUUUCGGACUUGUAUCUUUGCCUUUGCCUUUAUCUUUGUCCGCCCCUGUCAAGGGAGAGCAUCCAUCGCUCGUUUGACAGUAACACCUCCAGCAUAACAAACUUUCCUUCAUCUGAACUUUAUCUGAACUCUCUCCUCCGGGCUUUCUAUUAAGAAUUUUCUCACACCGAGACUGAACAUCCAUCGAAUUUAAAAAAGAAAUAUUCAGUAAUUCCUACGACACACGAUGUUACGCCUCAACACAUUCCAGAUCUUCCUCUCCUCCAGCGCGGCCUUCUUCCUCAUCGUGCUUCUCACGCAUUUCAGCGCUCCCGAUGGAUUGGCUGGCGUUUCCUCGAAUAUCUCGGGUGCGCUUACGAGGGGGAGUGUGAAGAGUAUUAUGGCGAAGAGUGAGGUGCUGUGGAUGAAGACGGUGAGGCAGAGGCAUGAGGUUAGAGAGAAGUUUGGGGAGAUGGGAUUCUUCCCAGCAAAAGACUCAGUAACGUAUUUCAGCUUUCCAUAUUCGGUAUGGGAUCUUGUCCCCGCAUCGUGGAACUGUCCAUAUGAAGUGGAGAGGAUCGGGCGAAUGGGUGAUGGUGGGAAAUGGGUGUGUGGAAUGAGUCGGUACGAGAAGAAAUCGCGGCCUUGCAUUGUGUACUCGUUUGGUGUGCAGAAUGAGUCGAGUUUUGAGCAGGAAAUGCUAGAACGUACAAACUGCGAGAUCUGGGGAUACGAUUUCUCGGUCGAGGCAUUCGGCCCAGCCAUCACGGAUGAGUAUGCUAGUCGGACACAUUUCAUGAAAGCUGGAAUUGCAGGAACGACGGAUAAAUCCGCUACACCCCCAUUCUACACGGUACAAGAUCUGAUGGUGAAGAAUGGACAUACCUAUAUCGAUAUCCUCAAAAUCGACGUCGAGUUCGCCGAGUUCGCAACGAUGACCUCCCUCAUCAAACACACUGCUUCGCUGACGCAAGCUUUUCCGAUCGGGCAGAUGCUCAUGGAAAUCCACCUAUUCGGCAACGCAUUUCAGAGGACGGAGCCGUAUACGCUGGGUCAAUUUCUGGAUUGGUGGGAGGCGAUGGAGGAGAGGGGUAUUAGGCCUGCUUGGACGGAACCUAAUUUGUUGGCCGUUACGUUGGGGCUUUCUGAUGGGAUGCCGAGGUUGGCAGAGUAUACCUUUGUCAAUACUAAGGAUCCGAAGAGUCUAUUGUGGUGAGUAUAGAGUUAUGGCGAGACUGUCUCCUGGGUAAAGGGAAGAAUGGGCACUGGACCAUUGGAGUACGGACGGCGUUAUGGCUUGUAUCACUGCAUGGUCUUUUUCAGUAUAUUCACUGUAGAGUCUAGAUACCAAUUGGAACUACCUCAAUUAUGGAUG
Messenger RNA from Cadophora gregata, 2420 nucleotides. RefSeq lists its product as uncharacterized. Bases 1293 to 2261 code for a protein of 322 amino acids. The record is from RefSeq and is a predicted model, not a curated record. The transcript has 6 exons. NCBI's taxonomy places the organism in Eukaryota, Fungi, Ascomycota, Leotiomycetes, Helotiales, Ploettnerulaceae.